Messenger RNA from Blepharisma stoltei, 2840 nucleotides. The record is from the annotation of a GenBank genome assembly. NCBI's taxonomy places the organism in Eukaryota, Ciliophora, Heterotrichea, Heterotrichida, Blepharismidae.
AUGGUGGAACGUAUUAAAAGCCUCGUUAUAAGAUGUGAAAGUGUACGAAAUCUUUCAAUUUCUGAAGAUAGCGUAAACGAAGUAAAAGAAAUCUAUGCUGUAAGUAAAGAAAUAAGCAAUAAGUUAUAUAGAAAACUUAUCAGUCUCGUUUGGGAUGUUGGAGACAUUAUUCUGUAUCAGCAGCAGCUCAAAAAAGCUCGGGAUUGGAAAAGCUGACACUCUGCUGCCGAACAAAUAGACAGGAUUGAAGGCAAGGAUGAGUGGAAAAAACGUGAGCAAAGCCCGCUUUAUGACUAUAGGCUCCUUCGUCGACGGCUGAAACUGAUUCGCAGUCUUCGGCAGCAAGAUGAUAUUCCAGCCUUGGUUCAUCACCUUCGUUCAGGCCUUCUACGUGGAUUAGGUGGAAGUUUAAAUUCAACUUUAUAUACGAAAACUCUAGUAGAUACCAAACAAUUGAUCGUGGAGUAUCAAGAUGAAGUUUCAAAUGCCUUGCGACAUGUUUUGCACUCCCCGAAAUACCCACUUCUAGAGAAAGUGAAAUUUUUUUCAGCAUCAAGAUAUGCCUUUGGAAAAACUGCGCUCCUUAUGAGCGGAGGCGGAGGCUUAGGACUUUACCAUUUAGGAGUUGUCAAAGCUUUAUACGACCAAGGACUACUGCCCAGAAUUAUAUGCGGAACUUCAGCUGGCUCCAUGGUCGCUUCAUUUAUUGGAACUACAAAAUGAGAAGACAUUCCUAAAUGGUUUGGAAAAGGAGCUUUAAAAUACGGCCCUUUUGAAGGACUUGCUAAAGGCUCAGUUCAGCGAAAAAUAAGAAGACUAUUCAAACAAGGCCACCUUAUGGACAGCAAAACACUUGAAGUCUUUUUAAGGGCAAAUCUCGGAGAAGUCACCUUUGAAGAAGCUUAUGAAGCAACAGGCAUUAUAUUAAAUAUAACUGUAAGCGAGUCUGGAAGUUUUGACGACUUCCGGCUGCUGAACUAUUUAACAGCUCCUCACGUCUUAGUGUGAAGCGCUGCUUUGGCAUCGUGUGCUAUUCCUUUUGUAUUCCAAAGCGUGGAGCUUAAAUGUAAAGAUUAUAAUGGCCAAACCGUCCCUUUCCACCCAAGCGGCCUGAAAUUCAUUGAUGGGACUAUAAAAGCAGAUUUGCCAACACAAAAGCUUGCAGAAAUGUUUAAUGUGAACGCUUUUAUAGUUUCCCAAACAAACCCAUGGGUGUUACCAUUUUUGACACCAGAGGACGGAGGCGGGACUUGGGGCGACAGCUUUAAAUUCAAACUGUUUAAGGCUGUUAAAAGGCUGAUUAUGAUGGAAUUCAGACAUAGAGUUCAGCAGUUGAAUCUGUUGGAUUUAAGCAGCACUUUGACGUGGUUUUUGAGUAUUUUUACUCAGGAGUACAGAGGCCAUGUGACGAUUUGGCCAGUUCCUGGAUCUAUGUCAAAUGAUCGUGAACUCUUGAUAGUAUGACAUUUUCUAGGGAAUUUUUUUUGAUAGUGAGGCAUUCAAUCAAGAACUAUUAAAUCUUGACCAAUUUGGGCUCUAUUAAAAAAUGUUUUGACCAAAAUUUCUUCGAUGAAAUGCACUUACUUAAUUUAUUAAUUUUACCUGCCUCCAGUUGGGCCUCUAGUUGCCGAGAAACGAUUUUUUUCUCUGUCUUGUCAUUACUCUCGAACUUGUGUCGGGACUAGCAGUCUGUUUGGCUCUUUCAAGUUCCGUAAAGCCAUUUGGGAAGCCAAAAGUACGGGAACACAGCCUAAGGGUCCUGCCUUUCAUAUCAGCAAGGGAAAGAGGUAGCAACUUUGGUCAGAAAUAAAUGAUGACGUUGACGGAAAUAUGUCUUUGAGGCACUCCUAUUAGUAGGACCGAUCCUGAUAAAGCUGAAAGCAGGGCCUCUAUCUUUUUUUAAAUAGGCCUUAAAGGUCUGGGGAUGCCUUGCUAAAGAGCGAUUUUUUUUCUUUCCUGUCCCUGCCAAGUAGGUUGUCUUUCAUAUAGUCUUCGUCCAUUAGGACACCCGACAAAGACUCUAACCUAGCAAACUAAUCCUUAGGCUCGGGGGUCUCUCCAGAGAAUUAAAGAAUGUAAAAUUUUGGUUGGGCCUUACAUUUACACCUGGUGUAUACGCACCCAGUGUAAUUAAAUUAGUCCGGCUAGUGGGGUUCGCUUAUGGCCAUAAAAUCUUUAUCUUAAUCACCUUUUUCUUCUUGCAUGUAAAAAUCUAACUCAAUAAUAGUAAAGGUUGGGUGAGGGAAAAGGAAUUCACUGAGUGAGUUACUUUUUUAUCCUUAUAUUUUAUUAUUCGAUGAAAUGCACACUAUUAAAGUGCACGAUCAUUGGACCUGCGCCCAGUUCCUUCACUUAAAGACUAUGUCAAUAUUUUGUCAAACCCAACGGAUGAAGACAUUCAAAGAUGUGUGAGGAAAGGACAGUUAAGGACUUUCCCUAAGAUUAAUAUGCUGAAAUCGAUAAUGGUGAUUGAGAAAACGUUUGAGUCCUGCUAUCAUGAGCUGAGAGACAGAAUUCAUGCCCAAGAUCGACGAUCAAGGUUUUCAUUUGAUGGGCAGCCUGAAGAAACCAUGCUAAAAGAAAGCUUGUACCAAGCUGAGUUUGAUAUAUACUGUUUUAAAAUGAUUUCUACAACUUUACUAAUGCUUUUACUAUCAAUCAGAGCCCAAUCUCCUAAAGUAUAUUUAUUGCUAAAAUAAAUUAACUGCUAAUUCAAUUGAAUUUUCUAUUGACUAAAAAAAUAUAUUAAACAUAAUUUAUGCCAAAUCAAUGAAAAAAGCAUAAUUCCUGACAUCAAAGAUGAAUUCGAGCACGAAGAAGUCAUCGUUGAUGCCCAAUAA